Molecule: messenger RNA, 1875 nt
Organism: Rhinolophus ferrumequinum (greater horseshoe bat)
Lineage: Eukaryota; Metazoa; Chordata; Mammalia; Chiroptera; Rhinolophidae
Gene: TNFAIP8
Product: TNF alpha induced protein 8
Exons: 3
Coding region: 244-825 (193 amino acids)
Biological process (GO): regulation of apoptotic process
Cellular component (GO): cytoplasm
Molecular function (GO): cysteine-type endopeptidase inhibitor activity involved in apoptotic process
Source: RefSeq, a predicted model, not a curated record
CCUCCUCCCCGUCCCGCUCCACCUCUGGUCCCCAACUCUUUUUCUCCCGCCGGCUCUGGCCCGCGCUCGGCUGAACGGUUCGCAGGAGUCCGCGAGCGAUCGAGCGACUAGGGAACUCCGCGCCGUCAGAUCGCCCGGCUCACCUCUCAGUGUCCCGGCGCCACCGCGCCCCCUGUUCCGAAUACAGUUUUCAUCUGCAUUGUGAGGUGUUGUGAGGACAAGCUGUUUUGGGAUCCCCACAGAAUGUCAGAAACUGAAGUGGCCACAGAUGUCUUUAAUUCCAAAAACUUGGCCGUUCAGGCACAAAAGAAGAUCUUGGGUAAAAUGGUUUCCAAAUCCAUCGCUACCACCUUAAUUGAUGACACAAGCAGCGAAGUGCUAGAUGAGCUCUACCGGGUGACCAAGGAGUACACCCAGAACAAGAAGGAGGCGGAGAAAAUCAUCAAAAACCUCAUCAAAACGGUCAUCAAGCUGGCCAUUCUUUACAGGAAUAAUCAGUUUAAUCAAGAUGAGCUAGCACUGAUGGAGAAAUUUAAGAAGAAAGUUCAUCAGCUUGCUAUGACCGUGGUCAGUUUCCAUCAGGUGGAUUACACCUUUGACCGGAAUGUGUUAUCCAGGCUGCUAAAUGAAUGCAGAGAGAUGCUUCACCAAAUCAUUCAGCGUCACCUCACCGCAAAGUCACACGGACGGGUUAAUAAUGUCUUUGAUCAUUUUUCAGAUUGUGAUUUUUUGGCUGCCUUGUACAAUCCAUUUGGGAAUUUUAAACCCCACUUACAAAAACUUUGUGAUGGUAUCAACAAAAUGUUGGAUGAAGAGAACAUAUGAGCAUGUGAAUUAAGGUUGUGACUGCUCACGAUUUAUUUGAAGUUGGAGCUCUGUUGGUUUAUGAAGGAGAAAAGAAUUUUUUGAAGAUUGCAUGUAUUUCAGAAAGACUUUACCCACUUCAAUUGUUGGACAUUAAUGAUAAUGUUCUCUGAGGCUCGUUUUAUUUGAAGAAAAGCAUGUUGCCAAAAAUUGUGGUUAAAAGAUGUUUGAUUGUAAUGCAAAUACAGAGUUAUACAAAGGAAAAUAUGUAUGGCGCCAAACCUCAAGACAUCUUUUUGUAGGGCAGUUGUGUUGGUGGCACAUUGGAUAUUUCUAAUGUGUACAGAGUUAUGUAUUUUGAUUCACUUUUAUUCCUUACUAUGUAUAUGUACACCUUUAAAAAGCCAAGAUCUUUCUCUUGCUGUUAUUUCUCCUUUUGAAACUAUUCCAUUUUCAAGUCUACCUUUUGUUAAAGAUUCUUUCGUUAAAGAUUUUUGUCAUUGACAUUCAAGAAUUAACUCUUACUUGAGAAUUAAGACAUUCAAGAAUUAAGGCAGUCAAAUUUGAACCCUCAGGAAAAUAGAAAAACUGCUUCUCUGAAAUUAAUAUUGUAGAAACCAACUGUGUUUGACAAUAUGAAUAAUGUCUAAUGUAAGAAUAUGCUUCUGGAAUGGAGUCCUGUUUUUUAGUACCAACAGCAAUAUGUCCCACAACGUGAUAAUUCCCCUAAAUGUAGUAACAUUCCAUUGCUUUAAAAUGCUUGCUGAGGGCUUAACUUUUAUGUUAUGUUGAAAAUGUGCUGAUGAAAUCUCCAUUUUUAAUGUAAGAGACAAAGAUAAUUUUCAAAUGUAAGAGACAAAGAGAAUGUCUAGAUUAUUCUUGAUAAAAGUAAAUGGCUUUAAGAAAAAUAAAACAAUCUUUAUUUUAGAGAUGAGCCCAUGAAAAUAAUUUAGAGGGAUGAGGGAGGGGCAAAUGGGAAGAACGGAUAUUGCUACAGAACAUGAGAAUUAAAAUUAAUGCAUUUCAUUGUUUAAUAAGGUUUGAUAGGUAAAUAAAUAAUGUCACUUUUUU